Molecule: messenger RNA, 2509 nt
Organism: Aphis gossypii (cotton aphid)
Lineage: Eukaryota; Metazoa; Arthropoda; Insecta; Hemiptera; Aphididae
Gene: Sqor
Product: sulfide:quinone oxidoreductase, mitochondrial
Exons: 1
Coding region: 880-2145 (421 amino acids)
Cellular component (GO): mitochondrion
Molecular function (GO): sulfide:quinone oxidoreductase activity; FAD binding
Source: RefSeq, a predicted model, not a curated record
GGUGAUCACUAAAUCAGUUUAUACUAUAAAGUGAAUAGUUUACGACAUUGCAGCGACGAGUAGGACGAUUUUUUUCAACUUCCCUAUACAUCGUAUUAUUUUAAAGCAGUUCAUCGUGAGUGACAAUUAUUUUGUGAUUGUAGUUCAUUUUUGGUUACAAACACACGGCGCACGAAGCACAAGUAAUCAUAGGAAAGUGUUAAACAGGACAUUAUAAUAUUACUGCAGUUUUUUAAGCACUAGCUGGACUUGAGUACAUUUUGUUGAAUCGAAUGGCCAACACUGAGAAAGGUGAACAAUAUUCUAUUUUUAAAUCAGAUCAGCACACCUGUCUCUUUUAAACGAGGUUAUCAACAGUGUCGGCACUGUAAUUUAUAGUAAGCAGAUAGGAAGUUAGUGAACAAUCACAAUAAAUCACUUAUCAAUUAAGUUCAAGCAGUUCAAGUCAACAUUCGUCGAUGUAUAAUCCAUAUUAUUUAUUUAUUUAUUUAUUUUCGUAAUAUAAUAUAUAAUAUAUUAUAUACAAUAAUAAUAUUAGAUAUUAAUACUUAAUAUUAAAAUUGAACCUUCAUCGCUAAUGGUGUAAGAGCGUUCUACUGUAGAUCUACAGUCUACACGAAUACAAGAUGGAGUAUCUACUAGCGAGUAUGACACUAUGACUGUUGAACAAACAUAAUAUUAUUUACUAUAAUAUUUUAACCUUGGCUGGCAGUUAUAUAAUUAUUAGUCAUUAAUUGUAAAAUAUAUAGAUAACGGACAUAAUCUCUGAUGCAUUAACGUAUUUAAUAUUUAAUUGACAGUGAAAAAUAAAUCAAAAUAUAAACAAAUAUUUAUUAAUCCAGAAAUUAACAACAACUAUAGAAAAAAUUGUUUUUCAUAAUGUUUUCAAAUUGUGUAAUUACUAGAAAUAUUCAGCAUAGUUGUAAAUUAUUAAUUGUUGGUGGAGGUUCUGGAGGAUGUACGAUGGCAGCUAAGCUCUCAAAAUAUGAACGUGAUGUGAUCAUAUUGGAGCCAAAUGACACUCACUACUAUCAACCUAUGUUUACAUUGAUUGGUGGUGGUAUGAAAACUAUAUCUCAGUCUCGUUCUUCCACAAAAUCAGUGAUUCCAAAAAAUGUAAAAUGGAUUCAAGACAAAGUCAAAAGUUUUAAUCCAAAAGUUAAUAUUGUAACAACAUCAAAUGGAGACAUAAUUAAUUAUGAUUAUAUGGUAGUGUCUAUUGGAUUGCAGUUUAAUUACAAUCAAAUUAUUGGCUUAAGAGAAGCUCUUGAUAAAAAAGAUAGUGGAGUAUGUACAAACUACUCAUCUCAAUAUGUGGAAAAAACUUAUCAAAUUUUGCAGAAUUUCAAUGGUGGAAACGCAAUAUUUACAUUUCCUAAUACACCAAUUAAAUGUGCUGGGGCUCCUCAAAAAAUUAUGUAUAUUACUGAAGACUAUUUAAGAAGAAAAGGUAAAAGAAACAAGGCUAAUAUUAUAUACAAGACAUCCACUCCUGCAAUAUUUGGAGUUAAAAAAUAUGCACAGAAGUUACAACAAAUAUGUAAUGCACGCAAUAUUUCAGUUGGCACAAGACAAAAUUUAAUAAAAAUAGAUUCUACCCAGAACAAAGCCACUUUUGAAUUUCUUGACAUACCAAAUAAAACUGAAUCAUUGGAAUAUUCUAUGCUUCAUGUUACUCCACCAAUGGGUCCACCAGAUGUUCUAAUAAAAUCUAGUCUUAGCAACAGUGCUGGGUAUUUAGAUGUUGACCCUUAUACAUUACGUCACAAUGAAUAUGGGAAUAUAUUUGGAAUUGGGGAUUGUACAAGUUGUCCAACAUCAAAAACAGGAGCUGCAGUAGCAGCACAAAGCAUUGUUGUUCUUAAAAACAUGAUAAAUGUGAUGAAUGGUAAGAACAUCAAAGAUAAAUAUGAUGGGUACACGUCUUGUCCUUUAGUUACUGGAUACAGCAAAUGCAUUCUAGCAGAAUUUGAUUAUAACCUUAAACCAUUAGAAACAUUUCCAAUAAACCAAGGGAAUGAGCUGCGUAGCAUGCUGUUAAUGAAGAAACACGUACUGCCAUUUAUUUACUGGAAUAUAAUGCUUAAAGGUUAUUGGAAUGGUCCUAAAACGAUAAGGAAAAUCAUGCAUUUUGGUCUUGAUUAGAUCAAAAAAUUUAUAAUGUAGUGUAAAAUAUUAAUACUUCUUAUGGGGUAGGAAUAAUCAUUUUUGUUUUAGUACCAAUAAAUUUAGUUAUUUAUUAAUAAGUACUAUACCUAAUUUAUUUAAUUUAUAAUAGUUAUUAUUUCACAUACUAUGAAAAAGAUAUCUUAUUUAUAUUAUUUAUUGUAUGUGGUACUGAUACCUUAAAACAUUAUUGUAUACUAAAUAUUAUAUUUAAAAAAGUAAUCUUGGAUACAAAAAGUACAUUGAUCAUUUUAACAAAUUUAAGGUUCAAGUAGUAGAAUAAAAAUGUUAAGUACCUGUGUUUUGAUUGUCAAUAAAAUCUGAUUUACAGCCAAACUCAGAA